GCAAUUAUUAAGAAUGAGUAACGAGCUCGAUGUUGUAGUGGCAAAGUUCGAUUACCAACUAUCUUUCCUUUCAAAAAAAAGUGAAGUCGGGAAUUGAUUAAUAUCUGUGCCACUUCCAAGUCCCAAACCGUCAUUCAGCAAAGGAAUCCGUUCUCAACCUACUACUUUUCAUACGGACAGCCAAAAUCUCUGCCCCGCUCGCCGACGACAACGACUUUUACGAGCGAUGGCUUCUGUAAAUGGUGAUUUACUCCCAUACACUUGCAAUGCGUGUCUGGUAGCAUUCAGAACCAGCGAUGGUCAGCGCGACCAUAUGCGAAAAGACUGGCAUUUGUACAAUGUCAAGCGCCGCGUUGCAUCCCUCCCUCCCGUUUCGCAAGAAACAUUUACAGAGAAAGUCUUGACGGCCAGAGCGUCUUCAUCGGCUGCUGCUGCCAAAGCUUCGUUUGAGAAAACAUGCGAUGCCUGCCAGAAGACGUUCUACAGCGAAAACUCGUAUCAGAAUCAUACCAAGAGCUCGAAACACAAACUUCGCCAGAAUGUCUUGAAAAAGAAGGGUCUGGUAGAUGAUACGUCGUCGGUCGUGAGCUCGACCUUCUCACUUGGAGAACCCAUCAAUAAGUCUGUCGCCGGGGAUAACGAAUCGACCGUCUCCCACGUCACUGAUGGAUUAAAAAAGACUACUAUCCAGGAAGAAGAAAAUGAGAAUGACGAAGAUAUAGAAGAUGAAGACGCCAGUGAAUACCCUAUAACACGGUGCCUGUUCUGUUCAGAAACCGCAACCGACCUCAAAUCAAAUGUCGACCACAUGUCCAAAGUCCACGGAAUGUUUGUUCCCGAGAAGGACUACCUCGUCGACUUGGAAGGUCUCAUUCGAUAUCUGAAUGCAAAGAUUGUGGAAAAUCACGAAUGUAUUCAUUGCCACGCGAUCAGGAGCACAGCCGCUGGUAUCCGCACCCAUAUGCGAGAUAAGGGUCACUGCAUGAUCGCCUUCGAAUCCGACGAAGAGCAGAUCGAAAUCGGCCAAUUCUACGACUUCCGCAGCACAUACUCCGACGACGAGGACGAGGAUGAGGAUAUGGCUGAUGGCGGGGUUCCAGUGACGAGCUCAGAUGCGGAUGAGGCGGGAUGGGAGACUGACGACAGCUCUGUCGGUUCUGAUGGAGAAUCCAAGGCGUACCGGGGCUCGCAACCUGUUUAUCAGACAGACUACGAACUACACUUACCGUCCGGUCGCAGCGUUGGCCACCGAGCUCUCGCGAAAUAUUACCGCCAGAAUCUGCACAGCUAUCCUACCGCUGAAGAGCGUUCUGCUCGCCAGCUUGCGAUCGAGAAUGGUACUGCUGAAGAGGAGACGCCCAAGCCCGAACGCAAUCACCACAGGGCUCUUGUUUCUCGCGCAAACGGCGGAAUGGGUAUGAUUGGAGCGACGGAGUAUCAGAAAACAGAGGCACUGUCCUCGGAAAGGCGAGAGAGGACUCGAGCCCAGCGGUCGGAGAAGAAGUAUCUAGCCAAGAUCAACCGACAGGCCAACAGCCAAAAGCACUUCCGGGAUCCUCUUCUACAAUGAUUGAUGUUAGAUACAUUGAACGAAGUCUACCCCAUGACGAUUUGCAUUCUUCACGAUUACUUAUUGCAUUACCUGGUUAUGUUAUGAAUGACAUUUGAUAGAGCAUGAUUCCUUUCCUUGAGGUUAAAAGCUAGAUAUUUAAAUUAUGAAGAGGUUUCUAUAAAGCUAAGGUCACCACGUACCGUACAGAUGCAUUAUAUCUAAAAUUGAAUAAAAUAAAUUCGGCAU
This is a messenger RNA of Talaromyces proteolyticus, 1798 nucleotides long. RefSeq names its product putative C2H2 finger domain protein. The record is from RefSeq and is a predicted model, not a curated record. Gene Ontology annotation, cellular component: preribosome, large subunit precursor. Gene Ontology annotation, molecular function: nucleic acid binding; zinc ion binding. Gene Ontology annotation, biological process: ribosomal large subunit biogenesis. The transcript is spliced from 3 exons. The coding region runs from base 227 to 1570 and encodes 447 amino acids. Lineage: Eukaryota; Fungi; Ascomycota; Eurotiomycetes; Eurotiales; Trichocomaceae.